This is a messenger RNA of Gavia stellata (red-throated loon), 658 nucleotides long. It is a transcript of the gene RPL27A, whose product is annotated as ribosomal protein L27a. Gene Ontology annotation, biological process: translation. NCBI's taxonomy places the organism in Eukaryota, Metazoa, Chordata, Aves, Gaviiformes, Gaviidae. The transcript has 5 exons. The record is from RefSeq and is a predicted model, not a curated record. Gene Ontology annotation, cellular component: ribosome; cytosolic large ribosomal subunit. Gene Ontology annotation, molecular function: structural constituent of ribosome. Bases 1 to 594 code for a protein of 197 amino acids.
AUGAUAGAUAAAACAUCAUCGUUGGCUGAAGGAAGUGCUGCAGAGAAGAGUUGCCACAAAGGCAAGAAAAAGCCAUGGAAUACUGAUGUUCAAGGAUGUGGCGCCUCCGGCCUCUUGCUGCCCGUUUUGCUCAUAGCAGCUUUCCUGCAGCCUUCCAGACUAAGGAAGACCCGGAAGCUGAGAGGACACGUUAGUCACGGCCACGGCCGCGUUGGCAAACACAGGAAACAUCCUGGAGGGCGUGGUAAUGCUGGUGGUAUGCACCAUCACAGGAUUAACUUUGAUAAAUAUCACCCUGGUUACUUUGGAAAAGUAGGCAUGAGACACUAUCACUUGAAGAGAAACCAGAAGUUCUGUCCUACUGUCAAUUUGGAUAAACUGUGGACACUUGUCAGUGAACAGACAAGGCUCAAUUAUGCAAAAAACGAGGCUGGACUGGCCCCAGUCAUUGAUGUUGUGCGCUCAGGCUACUACAAAGUGCUGGGCAAGGGGAAGCUGCCCAAGCAGCCUGUAAUUGUGAAAGCAAAGUUCUUCAGUAGAAGAGCAGAGGAGAAGAUCAAAGAAGUUGGUGGUGCCUGUGUGCUUGUGGCAUAAAAGCCUUUGUUUUAUUCAAAUUUUUUGAAUAAAGGCAAUAUGUAAAAUGUGCUGAUUUACAGAA